Macadamia integrifolia is the source of this 1200-nucleotide messenger RNA. Its product is annotated as thylakoid lumenal 17.4 kDa protein, chloroplastic. The transcript has 4 exons. The coding region runs from base 224 to 949 and encodes 241 amino acids. Lineage: Eukaryota; Viridiplantae; Streptophyta; Magnoliopsida; Proteales; Proteaceae. The record is from RefSeq and is a predicted model, not a curated record.
AUCCUUGGUAAAAUUUUCUAUUCUGGUCGCCCGGACAACCUAAAUAUUCUAUUUAAGUCGUGCGUAGUAGUGGUCAUGGGAAGCCGACGUGGUGGACGAUGUUCCACGUGUCAUGCCACGUGGACGGAUAGAGAUAAGGAACUCACAGAGCUUGGAAAGAGGACAGACAGAUUAAUCAAUCAAUUUAGACUUCGAUGGAUAAAAUCUUACUUGGAAAGCUGAAAUGGCUUCCGUUUCCGUCUCCGAUUCCUUCUCGCGGAACUCUUCUUCCCUUCACUUUCCUUCUUCUUCGUCAGGACUUCAGAGAUUUACGAGACAGAAAUCCUCCUCACAGCUCCGAAUCAGGUGUUCCGGUAUUGAUGAUAGAUCUACAAUCCAGGGAAGCUUAUUCCCGUUCCAGAAUCUAAAGAAUGUCGCAUGUAGCUUGUUUGCUGUUUGGGCUGUGAAUGCUGCCUCACCUGCUAUCGCUGCCAAUCAGAGGCUGCCACCAUUGUCAACAGAACCAAACCGCUGUGAACGUGCAUUUGUUGGAAACACCAUUGGUCAAGCUAAUGGUGUCUAUGAUAAACCAAUUGAUCUCAGGUUCUGUGAUUACUCAAAUGAUAAAUCGAAUCUGAAAGGAAAGUCACUUGCAGCAGCUCUAAUGUCAGAUGCUAAGUUUGAUGGUGCAGAUAUGUCUGAGGUGGUGAUGUCAAAAGCUUAUGCUGUUGGAGCAAGUUUUAAAGGUGUGGACUUCUCAAAUGCAGUUUUGGACCGGGUUAAUUUUGAGAAAGCCAAUCUAAAAGGAGCUGUCUUUAAGAACAGUGUAUUGUCAGGCUCCACCUUUGGUGAAGCUCAACUGGAGGAUGCUGUGUUUGAGGACACCAUUAUUGGCUAUAUCGAUCUUCAGAAGUUAUGUACAAAUGCAACCAUCAAUGAUGAAGGAAGAGCGGUAUUGGGAUGUCGGUAGCCUUUCAUGUCAUCUCAUCCACUUAUUCCCCCAAGAUCAUUGGACUUCUUUCAAUCAAGUUAGUAUUUGCAGGAUCCAUGCUUGAUUUGGUCAAUUAAUACCCAAAUGACAGAUUAAGUGAUAUACUAUUGAGGCAAUAUGCAUGUUCUUUAUUGCUUCGGCUCCUGAAAACAAAAUUUUGUUCCUUUCUACCUCUUACCAAUGUACGCAGUUAAUUUUACCCAAUAUAGAAUUACAUAUUUUAGUGAUUA